AAUAGCAGUGAUGAGACCCAUCACAGUGCACCUGAGAACCAAUAGCUGAAACAAUGGGUUUCUCUUCUUCCUCGCGGCGCUUAUGCGUAGCUUCGGUGCUACUGGUCUGCCUUUGCAUGUUGUUAUGCAGAGUACACGGAGGAUCAUCUCACGAGAAACACCUUGAAGAAGGGAUAAACACCCUCAUACCAGCGCCAUCAUGUUCGGCUCGAGAUAGCCUAGACAAGGAUUUUCAUCCAAAUUGCUGGGACCAACCAACGAAGACCAGCACGACAAAGAGGCAACCCUCUUCAUACGAGCUCUACAUAGUUUACCUGGGCGAAGUGAAGCAUGAUCACCCCGACCACGUCGUGGCUUCACACCAUGACAUGCUCACCACUCUUCUCGGAAGCAAGGAAGAAUCUAUGGCCUCCGUGGUGUACAACUACAAGCACGGCUUCUCGGGCUUCGCCGCCAUGCUCACACCGGAGCAAGCAAAACAACUUGCAGAGGUUCCGGAGGUCAUCAGCGUCGAAAAGAACAAAAUUCACACGACGGCCACCACGCGAAGUUGGGACUUUCUUGGCCUCAACUACCAGAUGACUGGUACUAGCAAUGGGCUAGUCAAGGGAAGCAACUAUGGAGAGGAUGUAAUCAUCGGGGUGGUUGACACCGGGAUAUGGCCGGAGUCGAGAAGCUUCAACGAUGAAGGGUAUGGGCCAAUACCGUCAAGGUGGAAAGGGAAGUGCCAACUGGGGCCAGACUGGGGCAUCAACAACUGUAGCCGCAAGAUCAUCGGCGCGCGGUUCUACAGCGCCGGAGUGUCUGAUGAGGUCCUCAAGAUAGACACGCUCUCGCCCCGCGACCAUAAUGGCCAUGGCACACACUGUGCGUCCACUGCGGCGGGCUCAAUGGUGGAGGGAGCCAGCUUCAACGGCCUCGCCCAGGGAGUUGCACGGGGAGGCGCGCCACAUGCUCGCAUCGCGGUGUACAAGUCCCUUUGGGGCACGGGCAGAACCAACGAAGGCAGCACGGCGGCAAUUCUCGCCGCUAUCGACGAUGCAAUCCACGAUGGUGUGGACGUACUAUCGUUGUCCCUCACUUCCGAAGAGAACUCAUUCGGUGCUCUUCACGCGGUUCAGAAGGGGAUCACUGUGGUGUAUGCAGGUGGCAACGAAGGGCCCAGGUCGCGGACCAUCAGGAACACUUCACCGUGGGCCAUCACCGUUGGGGCAAGCACGGUUGAUCGGUCGUUCCCCACGGUGAUCACGCUGGGAAACAAGCAACAAAUUGUGGGACAAUCUCUUUAUUACCAAGCGAAGAACUCAUCGGGGAGCAGUUUUACAGGUCUUGUCUUUCCUGACGGGUGUACCAAGGUUGCACUUAAUGGUACUGACAUCAGAGGGUUAAUCCUUGUCUGCUUAAUACAAUUGGGGACUUUGGCACAGGCGUCGCAAUAUGUCCGAGACGGCGGGGGGUAUGGUAUUAUUUUCGCUCAAUAUACGACGAACGAUAUAGGUCCCAUGGCAGAUGCAUGCCAAGGCAUUGCCUGCGUUCUGGUGGACCUUGACACUGCCGAGAAGAUCGGCAAAUACAUGGACGUCACCAGUUGAAUGGAUUGAUCCAUCUUGGCCAGCUACAAUGAAGAAUGCACUGUCCAAGUUGUGGGAUAUGUAUGAAUAGUCCAAGAGAAACAGGACUGAGGACAAUCUGAUGAACUCAUUUGCUGUUCACAAACUGACACAAGAGAAGAUCAAGCUGCAGGCCAGUUAAUUAUGACAAGUUGGUUGGAGAUGUUCAACCCUUUUGGAUGAGAAUGAGAGGAGGGCCUAGAUGGAAAGGAAGCCUGAUGAGAGCAAGCUCCAGGAGAAGUAUGACAUGGUUAAGAACCUGACAGUAUCUCAAGCCAGUGUCAUUAGGAACAUGAAGUUGAAGCUUGCUGGAGAGAAGACUAAGUUGCAGGCCCACAUUGAUGAGCUUGAGAAGGUUAUGGAGCACACCAAUGCCAAUCUGAAUGGGAUCAAGGCAAUCUUAGAUGAAUGAGCCACACUGGGCAGUAAUGGUCAUGGAGUUCAUGGUCAUGUAUGGAUCUCCUUAUUAGUUAUGUAAUGGUCCUGUAUGGAUCUCCCAAUUAUGCUACUUAUUAGUCAUGUAUGGAUCUCCAAAUUAUGCUACUUAUUAGUUACGUAAUGUUCAUGUAUGGAUCUCCCAGUUAUGCUACGUAUUAGUUAUGUAA
Molecule: messenger RNA, 2215 nt
Organism: Triticum dicoccoides
Lineage: Eukaryota; Viridiplantae; Streptophyta; Magnoliopsida; Poales; Poaceae
Product: subtilisin-like protease SBT3.6
Exons: 8
Coding region: 54-1592 (512 amino acids)
Biological process (GO): proteolysis
Molecular function (GO): serine-type endopeptidase activity
Source: RefSeq, a predicted model, not a curated record